Molecule: messenger RNA, 5622 nt
Organism: Lepisosteus oculatus (spotted gar)
Lineage: Eukaryota; Metazoa; Chordata; Actinopteri; Semionotiformes; Lepisosteidae
Source: RefSeq, a predicted model, not a curated record
GUCAGUAGCGCCUCUACGGGCGGGAGCACGAACGCAGCGGAGCCGGAGGGGCGCCUUUCCGAGCAACACCCACUUCCUGGAGCUGCCGCAGCAACUGCGGAAAAAAAAAAAAUACUGUAGUCAAUGGAAACUCGGCUUUAAACUUAUAUCGCCGGAUCAAAUGGGUCCGAGAUACUUCUUCCUUUUUGGGAACGGGUCUGCUCGUACGCGCGGGUUGUAGCCGCAGUUCGCCAGAGUAAAUGACACGCACCUUCGCUCAAGGCACAGCGCCGAUGUGGGAAGCUCAGUCUGCGGCAAGGGGUAGUCAGUUCAUCCCUAGGCUGUAGCCAGGCCGACAGCGGCCUAGGCGCUUAAUAACUAAUCGUUCAGUAACAGUGAUUUUAGUAGCUGUAAAUGCAUACUUUUUUUUAACGUGAGGUAUUUAUCCACGUGUUGUUGUUUUUUUUUUAGGUUAACAGCAUCUUGCUGUCAGUAGGCUAUAUUAGCAACGUCUUCAGACUUUUUUUUUUCCAGACUGUUGUUUACGUUUGCAAAGUAAUAAUUGGUCUACCAGAUCAGUUGUUUCUGUUGUUGCUCGUUAUUACGAUGAAUCUUAUGUGAACUUUUUCGCAUUUCCGGAUGUUUUUGAUAACCCCUCAACUUUGACGAAUAGCGAUGUCUGCACCGUCCGCAGAAAUGAUUGAAACUCCACCAGGAUACCCUUUCGAAGAAAUUGAUUAUAAUGAUAUAGAAGUCGAAGAGGUUGUUGGAAGAGGAGCUUUCGGUGUUGUCUGCAAGGCUAAAUGGCGAGGCAAAGAUGUGGCGAUAAAAACCAUAGAAAGUGAAUCUGAAAGAAAGGCGUUCAUAGUUGAGCUGCGGCAACUAUCGCGUGUAAAUCAUCCCAAUAUUGUGAAGCUGUAUGGAUCAUGUAGUUCUCCUGUUUGUCUAGUAAUGGAAUAUGCUGAAGGAGGAUCCUUAUACAAUGUGCUGCAUGGUGCAGAACCCCUCCCCUAUUACACAGCCUCCCAUGCCAUGAGCUGGUGUUUACAGUGUUCCCAAGGAGUGUCCUAUCUCCAUGGCAUGAAACCAAAGGCUCUUAUUCACAGGGACCUCAAACCACCAAAUUUGUUGCUGGUAGCUGGCGGAACGGUGUUGAAGAUCUGUGACUUUGGUACGGCCUGUGACAUUCAGACACACAUGACCAACAAUAAAGGAAGUGCGGCUUGGAUGGCCCCUGAGGUUUUUGAAGGCAGCAAUUACAGUGAAAAGUGUGAUGUUUUUAGCUGGGGGAUUAUUCUCUGGGAGGUAAUAACGCGCAGGAAACCUUUUGAUGAAAUCGGAGGACCUGCAUUUCGCAUCAUGUGGGCCGUGCACAAUGGUACACGGCCACCUUUGAUUAAAAACCUCCCCAAACCUAUAGAGAGUUUAAUGACGCGCUGCUGGUCCAAAGACCCCUCACAGCGCCCUUCCAUGGAGGAAAUUGUGAAGAUUAUGACUCAUCUCAUGCGGUACUUCCCAGGCUCUGAUGAACCCCUCCACUAUCCUUGCCAAUAUUCCGAUGAAGGGCAAAGCAACUCUGCCACCAGUACAGGAUCUGUUCUGGACUACACCUCUACAAACACCAGUAACAAAAGUGAUGCUAAUAUGGAACCUGUUGACUCCCAGGUUAAUGACACGAUAAAGAGAAAUGAGUCAAAAUAUGUGCCACCAUUCAAACAUAAGGGGGAUGCAGUACGUCCGGUCCUACCUCUGUCCAGAGGUGGCAGUGUAGAAAGCCUGUCUGAUUCCAGGGGACGGCCACAGUCUGUUGCCUCUGCAGACAGCAAGAGGAUGAGUACAGACCUGUCAGACUUGGACUCCAGGAUGACAUUUGGAAAUGCAGCACGCCCCCAGUCUAAAAGAGGCCACCGUAAAACUGCUUCAUUUGGCACCAUUCUGGAUGUUCCCAAGAUCUACAUAUCAGCAAGCAGUGAACAACAGAGGCGCAGAUCUGUGCAGGACCUUCCAGGAAUAGGAACAGAAUCCAGUCAGGGAAGUAGGAACAGCAGCCGGUCAUCCAGUCCCAGUGUGAGGAUGAUCACUCCGACAGACAAGGCCAGGAGUUUAGGCUUCUCACCUGAUGAUUCUGCAGAUACCAAUGGGUCUGACAAUUCUAUCCCCAUGGCGUAUCUCACUUUGGAUCACCAGCUGCAGCCACUUGCUCCUUGUCCAAACUCCAAAGAGUCCAUGGCAGUGUUUGAACAGCAUUGCAAAAUGGCGCAGGAAUACCUAAAAGUUCAAACGGAAAUUGCAUUGCUGAUACAGAGAAAGAAUGAGCUGAUAGCUGAAUUGGACCAGGAUGAGAAAGAUCAGCAAAACACGUCCCGCCUGGUUCAAGAACAUAAAAAACUUCUAGAAGAAAACAAAAGUCUCUCCACAUAUUUCCAGCAGUGCAAAAAACAGCUCGAACUUAUCAGAGCACAGCAACAAAAGAGACAGGGUACUUCAUGAUGCCCAGAUCUGAUGCCUUCCCUGCCCCAAGUCAUGCUGCAGAUAAAUGGACUGCUCACGUUUUGUAAUAUCUGCUGGUUUGUUUUAAGGAUUGUCAUCUUUUGUGUGAUCUGGAAGCUUAUACAUGUCUGCCACAGCUUUCACUUUUAUUCUUUUUUGAGUGAAAUAUUAAUCCUUGGUCAGUAUGACAGAGUUGGUUGUGGCUUUUCUUGCACUGUAAAGAGACCUGUGAUCUACUGUGUAUAAGCAUGCUGCAUAUAAUAAUUGGUCUGGGGUAAAGGGUCUGAGUGAUGGAGUCAAAUCCAUCCAGAACCCUGCAUAAACGUGUGCUCUUGUAUACUGUACAUCAAAAAUGGUCUCAGAAGUAUGUAAAAAGUAUACUUCUGUACACUUUCUUGUCAAGGAUUUUAUGGAUGCAAUAUGGCACACCUUCAUUGUUCAGAAUCAUCCAUGCAAAACUUGAGAUUUUCUGGGUAAUCUGGCAUUAUGAUUAUUGAAAAGACAUUCUAGAUAACCAUAACAUUCAUGGAAAUGUCAUACGGUAUGUUUGCAGCACGUUUUGCCUUGCAGUUAAACAUAAAGGGAAAUGUGAAGGCUUUUUUGUGUCUAAAAUGUGACAAAGAAGUUUCACUGGCCAGUUUACUUCAGUUUACCUAGUUAUGUCCAUCUGGAUCAAGACGUUUGUGACUCUUCGAUAAAAUAUAUGAAAUACAGCUCAUAAUUACGAAAAAAAUAUAACGGCCAACUCAGAUAUAUAUUUUUAGCUGGCAUAACUGUUCAGCAUCUUGUGUCAUAUAGCCAUCUGUAAAAGCCUGAUAUAGCCUUUUCUCAGAGGUGGGAAUGUAAAGAAUAAGUUCUUGACAGGACAGAAAUACAAAAAAUACAGGGGUCGAUCACAUUCUUCAUUCUACAUUACAUUUCAUAAUCCUUUUCUUCACUUUUUGGAAUCUUGAGACCAUAGAACGUGAUUAGAUGAGUAUCAGAGGUCCGUGGUGAAAUAUCAUCAGAGAGAGCAUUGCUUUUCUGCUUAGGUCAUAGUAUUAAUUGGAUACAUCUGGGAGCAGUUACCACACAUAUUAAUGUUGAUGCACCUGGGAUGUAUUUAAAAUAAGCAAUAUGCCUUUCAUAUUCAUCAGGUGUCGCACAAUAGUGAGACCUAAAGCCACGUAACCAGUUUGCAAACCUUAGAUUUACCUGCAUAUGUAAAGAUGAAAUAUUUAUGUUUUAUUCCAUGCUAAAAAGACCACCAUUAUAACAACACAUAAUAGCAAUAUCUUUGAAGGAGUAAACUAAAAAGCCCAAUGCUACUUGUUGACUGGAUCUGACAAGAAAUUACAUUUCCAUGUAAUUGAAAGUUCAACUUAUGUCAUGCUUUCUAUUUUCAUUUUUACAAAGUUCUUCUUUUUUAAACGUGGACAAAAAUGAAGGGUGAUUAUUUUUGUCCUGUUCCCCAUUUCCAGUCUUCUGUUGUUAAUAGGCUUCCUCCUUUUUCACAAAUGUCUUCACAAGUUGCCUUAAACAGCUUGCUUUUUUAUGUAGUUAACUCUUGAUCACUUGGUCCAACUUGAAAGCCUGUUAAUUAUGCACUGUGCCUCAUUUCAAUAUAUUAACCACAUGAAAAAUAGCAUGGCUGUUAUGACGUAAAUUAUUUAAAAAAUUCUUUAUGCGGUGCAGCACUAGACUUGUUUGCUAUAAUUAAUGCUUUUUGUACUGGAAGAAAAAUUGGCAAGUAUUUAUAGCUGAAUCUUAGUUUGGAAGUUAGAGGUCCAAAGUGUUGGAACAAGUGAUGUACAGAGAAAUUGAGCACAAUAUUUUCCAUUCUUUAUGCUACAUUUUAACAUUUUUGAUUCUGUGAAUGGAUAUCUGUCUCUGUAAAAUACAUUGUCGCGGCUCAUCUUUCGUAAGAAAUGGCGGACUAGGAAAGCUGUACAGUAGAUGCAGAUUGUGCUUGUUGCACCUAAAUCAACACAGGGUACUUGCAUAUUAAAUAUGUUGCCUUUUCUGAAAAAACCUGAUUAUUUUUGCAUUGUUUUAAACUGCUGUCUUUGGAAAUGUUAAGCUUCAGCUUAAAUCUUAGUGCUUUGCUGCCAGUGUGAUGUAAAUCAUACAUUUGUAGAGUGUUAGUGUUGUCUGAGUAGGAUAUAUAAGGUUUUCAGGUUACAGCAGUUCCACUACGUAGGAAUAUAUGCUCUUUUUCACCACUGUACACUACUCUUUCCCAUUCAAAAUGCUGCCAUAGACAUUGGAUUACUCUUAACAUUUUGUAUUGUACAUGAUGGUGCUUGCUAAGUAUUUUUUACAGUAACUUUAAAAGUUUUACAAGUUUAGGAAGUUUAAAGUUAUUGCAUUGCAGCUUUUGUUUGUUGUAUUAUUUGGACAGAUGGCAAAUUGAAUUAGUAAACAUGAUAAAAGAAACAUUUGACUCUUCAGAAAAGUCACCAUAUUUAACAUGCAGAUGACCUCUGACCAUCACAAGGUGAUGUAAUAGGGAGAACCUAUAUGCCUCACAAAUUGUACAAUUUUUCCUGUGCAGAGAGAACAUUCAAUGAUAGCUUUGUAUUUUACGUGACAGCUUCCUCAUCUGUGUCUUUAUAAGUGCUGUUAAGAACAGGUAUGCAGUGAGGUCUUUAGUGGGUUAGAUAUCACUGAGUCGUCUGUCCACAUUUGUUUUUUCAUACAACCCUUUGACCUUUAUUUCCCCCCAUAGGAAAACGGAGGAUAUGAGCAUGUCAAUUUUAAAACUGAAUUCUCAGAUUCUCAGCAGUAUGUUUAAUUUGGCAUGUUUUCAAGCGACCAUUUGACAAAAUUUUGCACAGUUUAAGAAAUUCCAUUAUGUACAGCGAACGGACCAGCUAUCAAUUAAAACAAACAAAUCUGAAACAAAUGAAAUGCCAUAGGAUUGUGCUUUCUCAAUCAUGGAAAAGGAGAAAGCCUACUUGUGAAUCUGAGUACAGUAUUGUUAAAUACUAUGUAGCUAAAACAGUGAUGGUGUGUAGUGUGGUUUCUCCAACACAAGCUUUUCCUUUUUUAGGUUUUAAUGAAGUUAUGGAUAUAUUUACUGUGUACUGUACAUAAUAUUGUUUGAUUUCUUGAGCUAUGGGAAUGAAUAUGGUGACUAUAGCAAACCAUUUAAAAUAAAAUGGAUGGAAAUAA